CAGAAUUAUAAUAAUAGAAAUGUAAUUUCAAGAAAAAAAUAUUACAAUUUUCAGAUUGGAUCAGUUAAGAAAAAAAUGCUCAGUAAUUCGAUUAGCGCAAUGUGCAAUUAAAUAGCUUCUCAUUAUUAGAAAAAUAAUAACAUCUUAUCUAAUAACGUUUCCAUUAUUAUUCGUCAUACUCUCUGUUUUGAACCAAAUCCAGCAACGAGAGGAUCAAUAUUCGAGGGUUUCGAGGCAUGUGCAGAGCCAUACCACGAGAACCAAAACAUAUGUUUGUAGAAUGACAAUUUAUUCAAAGUUCUUGUAAAUAGAGGCGCACAUUUUAUUAUAUCAGGUAUUUACACCAAAAACAACCCUUAACUAACCCAACACUAAGUAAAGAAGCUGGAAGAGGUAAAUAACAUUCACCUUUUUGUAAAAUUCCACCCAAGUAAAAUAUUAAAAUGGCAACAUACCCAGGUAUGAGUUUAGGUGGUGAAGUGCGCGAAAGUAUUUCCUUAGACGAAGACGAUUUGAGUGACGUUGAAGAUGAAGUUUUCAUUAGAGAUGGGAAAAAUAGUUACAAACUCGCAGAAGAAUUAAAUGUAAAACGGCCUUUAAUGGCCCCUCGGAGAAAAUUGGGAAAACCUGAUCUGACGUCCCGGUUGAAGGCUAAGCCCCCAUGUAAGGCGUUUUGUAAGCCGUGUUGCUACAUGUUUGCUGCUUUAAGUAUAGUAAUUGGUAUAAUAGUGCUAGUUGUAAUUUUUGUGUCGAUAUUUCCAUUGCCUUUGGACCGACUAAGGAAUUGGAUAAUAUCGAAAUCUGAGCCAGUUGGUAAUCCCAUUAAAUUAAUACCAUGUAGUAAUUUGAAAAUCACAGACGUGUGGGCAACUAAUUUGCCCAUACUUACCACAGAUUCCCCAGUUUGGUUACUUGAUCUGAACCAGGAUGGUGUUGAUGAUAUUCUUUUCGGGUUUGGCACGGGUGAUAACUACAAUAUUUUAUCGCCCGAAUUGUUUUGUCCGAUUUUUUUGGGAGUAGCACCUCCUUGCGAAGGAGGAGUGAUUGCUUUGAAUGGUACCACUGGGGAUAUUGUUUGGAGGUAUUGGACGAACGACACUAUUUUCUCCCUUCAGUGUUCCGCAGACCUUAACGGUGAUGGCUUGGAAGACUGCUUGGCUAUUGGAGAUGAGGGCACUCUUGUAGCAAUUAACUCGAAAAAUGGGUCCCAAUUGUGGGAAAAAAACUACAGUAAACUGGACGUUUAUGUGGCCAAUUUCGUACCAGAUCAAAAUAAUGAUACCGUGGCUGACAUUUUAUCUUCACACACAUCGCAAGAUUCUAGGGAGGGACAUCUGGUGUUAAUUUCUGGAACAACUGGGAAAGAGAUAAAGAGGGUAACGGUACCAUAUGGAUCAAAAACAUUCUUUAUGCCCCAGCUAUUGCGAGUUAAUGGUAGUGAUUUUGUUAUUUUCGGGACUGGAAGUCCCACAACUCCUGGAAAUUUGAGUGUGGUGCCUCUUGAUGGGCUUACGACGGGAAAUUUGUCGAUACGCACAAUUUAUCAAGAUCCUUAUAAAGGCAUCCUCACCCAAUCAAUUCUGGUCGACAUUAAUGGUGAUAACAUAUCUGACAUUAUUACUGCGAUGUACAACACCACGGUGGUUGCAAUAAACGGAUUAACAUUUGAACAAAUCUGGAAUUAUACGAUACCGAAUUCUGAAAGUAAUAUAAUACCAACGCCUGGGUAUUUUAAUGAUGAUAAUAUAACUGAUUUUUUGAUAAUUUAUGAAAAAUAUGAUAAUAUUCUUAAUUAUAACUAUACGACUACUUAUAUUAUCGAUGGGAAAACGGGAAAACCUAUUUAUACCAAGUCUAUAAGUGGAAGUAUUGCAACACAAAUGAGUGGAUUGACGUUGGCGAUGGAGUCACAUGGUUUUGAUAUGUUUCUUUUUUGGACAACGGAGUGUAGCAAUGUGGAUAUGUACAAGAAAAAUAAAGUCGUGGCGAAAGAAAAUGUUUUAGACGGCAUUUUUGACAUAUGUCGCCAACAAUUUAACACCACCAGUAUAAUGAAAUUAAAUGCACUUAAUCAAUACGAUCAACCACCUGGAUUUGAAAUUUACAACUCUGUUAAUAAAACUCUUCUGGAAUUUAACAAUACAAAAUCACCUUUGAGGCUCAUUAAAGAGUACAUAAUGACGCACCCUAAAAUGCGAAUUAUAAAUAACGAGGGUCAGGCGGAAGUAGACGAAAAUUAUAUGGACGACACACGGAAAAUACAAAUACACAAGUAUCGAGGGUCUAAUUUCAGACACAAAGAUAACAGACAAGGAAUAGUAAAAGAUUACAUGAAUAAUGAUAACAAUGAAGAGUUAAGCGAUGUCAAAUAUGAUAACGAAGGAGAGUGGCAAUUGGGGCCUCAGACAAAUAUCAUGAACGAACUUCCUGGAGACGACAACGACCCAGAUUAUGACGCGGAUCCAAAUAUGUUUAACCAAAAACAAAUGUUAUAUAAUGAUCAACAUAUGAAAAGUAGCAGAGAUCCGAGAAGUGAACUUGAUGAAACAUUAUCUGAAUCAACGACGGAUCCAGAACCACCUCAAGUAACAAAUAUAAAUUUUCUAAAUCCUCCAAAAUACGGCAUUUAUGACUACCAAAAUAUAAAAAUGGCCCGAAAUCGACUCCUUCAUGACUUGAACAACUUACCACUGGAAAUCCUAAGAGACACUUAUUUUAAAAACAGAGAGAGUCAAUUAAGAAAAUCAAAAUUCGAGCAGCGGGACAUAACUUCCCACAUCGAUAAAAUUAAACAAAAUGAAGAACUGAAAAAAAUUAUUGACACUGAAAAAAAAGUAGCUGAAAAUACGUCGUUCAGUUUGUGGGAUUUGGAAUCGGAAAAGGAACUGAAAGAUAAAGAGAACGGUUACUGGAGAGGCAAAAGGGAAAUAAAUGAAACAUUUUCAACAAUUCGUAAAAUAACAUCAGUAGGUGGAGUCUUGAAUUCAAUCAAUUCGUCAAGUAAUUCAAUCGACGUGGUUUUUAUCACCUACUGGCAGCCUACAAAAUAUCAAAGUGAGUCGAUGUCGGAUCAAGAAAUGAAAGGGUGUCUCGAAGAAAAACUUGCCAAAGACCAAGGUCAUACAUACGCCAAAAACACCGAAAAAGAGCAAAAGGAGUUGUACAUAAACGAGUGCCGCGCUGAGCAAGAGAGUCUCAAGCAGCAAUUUGUGGAAUUUGAUCGAAUUUUCGAACUUAGUCUGGGUCAGAUGACCGUUUAUCGAGUGAAAAUUGAAUGUGUGUGCGAUGUCAAGAAAGCUGAUGAACGAUGUGCCAAAUUCUUGCCUCAGGAUGAGCAAAGUUGGUCCAUGUAUUUAGGGAAAUUAGGAGAUGGAGUUUUUCAUACACGCAAUUAGUUCGUUACGUUCUGUUUCUUAGUUAAGUUUUAGAGGAUUAAACUUAUGUUGACAUAAUAAUCAAAUACAAAUGUACUAAGUGGUAAUUACAAUAUCUUUAAGAUUCAUACGACAAUCUGCAGUUUUAGUUUUGUAAUUAAAAUAUUUACAAAUAAAUUUAUUUUCAUUUA
Molecule: messenger RNA, 3565 nt
Organism: Tribolium madens (black flour beetle)
Lineage: Eukaryota; Metazoa; Arthropoda; Insecta; Coleoptera; Tenebrionidae
Exons: 11
Coding region: 444-3395 (983 amino acids)
Molecular function (GO): protein binding
Source: RefSeq, a predicted model, not a curated record